UUGUUAACGCUAUCUGUUUGUGUACAGUAUUGUUUGUUAUUACUAGCGUCUCUUAUGUACUGACUUGAAAUAACGAGUUGCAAACAGUGUACGAGAGAGAGAGAGGGGGGGAGAGGCAGGGUCCUGUUUUUAUCUCUAGAACAAUUGGAUUUAAACAUCCAGCGAUAACAUUCUUUGCAUGACGAGAUAAAUCAGUGUGACCUAACAUCUGCUCGCAACAGACUGUAUUUGCAAUAGAAAAGUUUAAGAAAUUGAAAGUUAAGGAUGACAAAGAGGUUUGUUUACUUGAUCCCUCCUUGGUGGAAAGUGGGAUUAAGCUAAGCUUUGUGGAUCACUGGCAACUAACUUCACCCCUCUUCCUGUGAUCUGGAGCACAGAGAGUAUUACCUGCCUGUCAAUUCAACUGUAAUAGGACCCGCGAUCAAAGAUCGGACAGCCUUCACAGUGGGAGCACAGGGUCCUGGUAAUGGCUGGAGUAUCUGAUGGGUAGUAUCCUGUCCUCCAGGUGUUUCGUACUGCAAGUGAAAAUCAACCAAGUUUAAAAUGGUUUGAGGAAUUGAAUCCGAUGUUACACGCCCUCUGAAGCGACUGCAUCCAGUGGACAACAGUACAAUAUCUUCACACUGAAAUACAGGGUUUAGCAAAGUGGCCGAUUUUAUUGAUUAUCCUCGUCAAGAUGGAAACUGUAUCAGAUCAACAAGACUCGGUGGGAAGUUCUGAUGGGAACUCUGAAUGUCUGUCAGAGCGCGGAAUGCAGGAGAAGACACCCUGUGUGGGGGAUGGACUAAACGGUUCUGCUUUUAACCCAAACAAGGUGGCAAAUGGAGACAAAGCCCUGGCUGCCAUGGGUUCAGGCGGUGAAGGAGACAUCACCCCGAACGGACCCCUGUCUCAGCUCCAGGAGAGCCCACAGAGCCAGGAGCCAUCCUCAGGUGUGGCUGCUUUCCAUCACAACCUAACGAAGUCUCAGGGAGCUAAUUCUGAGGGCACUGUUCAUAACGGGGACGCUUUGCAGUCUCUCAAACUAAGUCUACCCAUGCAAGAAACUGAAUUGUGUUCGACAGAGCCUUCCAUGGAGCUGGAGAACGAGGAGCAGAUCCGACUGCAGGCACGGAGACGCCUGGAGGAGCAGCUGAAACAGUACAGGGUCCAGAAGCACCAGCACAGGUCACACCAUUCAACCCCGAAAAACCGUCUCUCGAGUACGCUGGACCCAGAGCUGAUGCUGCACCCCGAUGCUCUCCCCCGGGCGAACACCACCUCCAUGACCACGGAGUACUCCUUCAUGCGGACCAGCGUCCCCCGGGGGCCCAAACUGGGGAGCCUGGGGAUCCCUCCGCCCGCUAAGGAGAAGAAGAAGUCUUCAAAAGCCUCCGGCUCCAGCAGGAUCCGCUCCCUGGCAGACUACAAGGAACUGGACGCUGGGAGCAGCAGCAGCAGCGCGAGGUCACAGGCAGCAGGGGACAGGACCCAGGGAUCCCUGCAUUCAAGCAGGAGCUCCACGUCAGUCGUGUCAGAGGUCAGCCUGGCCUCGGAGACGGAGGAGCGGCUGGAGACCUCCUUGCAGAGCUCAGAGCUCGACGGCAGUGAAUCAGGGGCCCGGCAGGACGGUAAUGAGAGUGACAGCUCCUCCUACAGCAGUGCCUCCGUGGCCGGGGGCGGCUUCAGCAUGCUGUCGUCGGAGGGGAGCCGGCAGAGGGACUGGGGAGAGAUCGCCCCGGAGGCUGUGGGGCAGUACCCCUCUCUGCAGGAGGUCCUGCAGGCUGCCACGGACGAACUCCACCUGCUGGCUCAGGAACAAGAGAUGAACGGAGUGCGGAGCCGCAGGGACAGUAUUUCUAGCAGCGUGUCCUUAGGAAGCUCUGUAAUAGGAAGCCAUGAUGAAAUGCUGCAGGUCCUGAAGGAGAAGAUGAGGCUGGAAGGGCAGCUGGAGUCUCUGUCAGCAGAAGCCAGUCAGGCUCUGAAGGAGAAGACGGAGCUGCAGGCCCAGCUGGCCUCGGUGAACGCUCAGCUCCAGGCCCAGCUGGAGCAGAACCAGGUCAGUCAGCAGACCCAGAGCAACCUCACCUUGGAGGUGGGGAACCUGCGGCAGAACUGCUCCGAGCUGGAGAGAGCCAUGAGCGAGCUGCAGGGCAGCCUGGAGGCCAAGAACGGCAGCCUGGCCUCCCUGAGCAACGACCUGCAGGUGGCGGAGGAGCAGUACCAGAGGCUCCUGGGCAAGGUGGAGGAAAUGCAGCAGAGCAUCUCCUCCAGGGACAACACUGUUCAGCAGCUCCGGCAGCAGAUGGGUGCCCUGCAAGCCCAGCUCCUGCAGGUGCAGUCAGAGCGCAGCACGCUGGUGAGCAGGCUGAAGACCUUGCAGUCAGAGAUCAGCUCCCUGCAGCACGUGCGCCAGUGGUACCAGCAGCAGCUCACCCUGGCCCAGGAGGCCCGGGUCCGACUGCAGAGCGAAAUGGCCAACAUCCAGGCUGGCCAGAUGACCCAGACAGGGGUGCUGGAACACCUUAAACUGGAGAAUGUGACGUUAUCCCAUGAGCUGACAGAGACCCAGCAACGAUCCAUCAAGGAGAAAGAGCGAAUCACUGUGCAACUCCAGAACAUUGAGGCUGACAUGCUGGACCAAGACGCUGCGUACCGUCAGAUCCAGGAGGCCAAGUCCAUGGUGGAGGAAGACCUGCACCACAAACUGGAAGAGUUAGAAGAGGAGAGGGAUGUCCUGCAGAGGCUGGCCAGCUCUGCCAGCACAGUGGAGAGGGAGCUGGAGCAGGUGAAGCUGGCUCUCACUCAGAAGGACCUGCAGCUGGAGGCUGUGCAGCAGGAGCACUUGGAUCUGAUGAAGCAGCUCACCCUGGCCCAGGAGGCUCUGCACACCAAGGAGCAGUCUCUGAACGGGCUGCAGGCGCGCUACGAGGAGCUGGAAGCACAGCUCUCCGAGCUGCAGGGCGAAGCCGGCGCCCAGGACCACACCAUCCAGUCCCUGCAGAACGACAAGAUCGUCCUGGAGGUGGCGCUGCAGGCGGCGCGGGCUGAGCAGGAGGGGCUGGACGAGGGGGCCCGGCGGCUCGGGGAGGGGGCCGAGGCAGCUUUGGAAAUCCUGGAGCAGCUCAGACAGGAGGUCAAAGUCAAGGCCACUCAGAUUGAAGGUAUGCAGCAUGAGAACAGCAGCCUGAAGAAGCAAACUCAGAAACUAAAAGAGCAAUACCUCCAGCAAAAAGUCAUGGUGGAAGCCUAUCGGCGGGACGCCAGCUCUAAGGAUCAGCUGAUCAGCGAGUUGAAAGCCACGAAGAAGAGGCUGAACUCGGAGGUGAAGGGGUUAAAGCAGGAGCUGCUGAACACGCAAGGGGAGAGGAAGGGUGCGGAGCUGGAGCAGUCCCGGCUGGGCAAGGAGGUGGCCCGGGUCCAGCAGCAGAUGACCAGUCUGCAAACACAUCUGGAGAGCGCGCAGAGAGAGAGAGACCAGCUAGAGCUCCAGCUUCAGUCAGUGCAGUUUGACCAAGGUCAGCUCGCAUCCGUGACAGAGGAGAACGCAGAGCUGAGGAAACAGGUGGAGCAAAUGCAACAAGAAGCCAAAAAGGCUAUCUCAGAGCAGAAGGUGAGAAUGAAGAGGCUGGGGACAGACCUGACGAGUGCCCAGAAAGACAUGAAGGUGAAGCACAAGGCUUACGAGAACGCAGUGGGGAUCCUGAGCCGGAGACUGCAGGAAGCCCUGACAGCCAAGGAGACGGCAGAGGCCGAGCUGAGCAAACUGAAAGCACAGGUCACAGAUGGGGGGAGCAGCCAGGCACUGCAGGACAAGAUCGAGGCUCUGCAGACAGAGCUGCAGACAGUCACCCACAGCAAGGCCAUGCUGGAGAAAGAGCUGCAGGAAGUGAUCUCGCUCACUAGCCAGGAGCUGGAGGAGUACCAGGAAAAGGUCCUCGAGUUAGAGGACGAGCUCCAGGAAUCCCGAGGGUUCAAGAAAAGGAUUCGGCGUCUGGAAGAGCACAAUAAGAAGCUGUCAUUGGAGCUGGAACACGAGCGAGGGAAGCUGGCUGGACUGGGGCAGUCCCACACUGCACUGCGGGAGCAUGCUAACAUCCUGGAGACUGCCCUGGCCAGGAGGGAGGCAGACCUGAUGCAGCUCAAUCUGCAGGUUCAAGCAGUUUUGAAACGGAAAGAGCAGGAAGACCAGCAGAUGAAAGAACUCGUUCAGAGGUUACAGGCAGCCUUGGAGAAAGAAAAAGCCAGUGUGGGCGACCUCAAGCAGCAGGUCGCCGCUGUGAAAGCUGAAGCCGCGCAUAACCGACGGCACUACAGAGCGGCGGCGCUGGAGCUCAGCGAGGUCAAGAAGGAGCUGCAAGCCAAAGAACAGCUUUUCAAAGUGCUGCAAAUCGAAGCAGACAAACUGCAGGCACAGGACGAGAGGCAUUCCCAGGAGGUGACUCUGUUCCAGCAGGAGCUGGGGGAGGCAAACUCCCAGUUACAGCUCCUACAGAAACAGCUGGAGGAGCAGCAAAGCAAACAGCCUGUCACAAACCAGGAGGUGGAAGACUUGAAGUGGGAGGUGGAGCAGAAGGAGCGUGAGAUUGAGGCUCAGAAGCAGCAGCUGGAAAUGACAGAGCAGCGAAGCCACAAGGAACUGGAGGGCUUCCAGGCGAGUCUGCAGGGCAUCAAGGCAGAGCUGGAGGUUGUGCAGGAGGAGCUGACGGGUACCAGGAAAGACAAGUUCAUGCUUCAGGCUAAAGUGGUGGAACUCAGAAACAGCAUGAAGACUCUACUGCAGCAGAACCAGCAGCUGAAACUGGAGCUGAAGCAGAGCAGGAACAGAAAGCGGAUGGAGCUGAAGGGAGAUACAAGCAUGUCCAAUCCAGUCACACCAGUGAAGAUCCCAGACUGUCCCGUCCCAGCGUCUCUGCUGGAGGAGCUCCUGAAGCCCCCCACCUCCGUGAGCAAGGAGCCCCUCAGCAACCUGCACCACUGCCUCAGACAGCUCAAGCAGGAGAUGGACAGCCUGCAGAAGCAGAUGGAGGAGCACACGGUGACCGUGCACGAGUCCAUGACGUCCUGGACUAACAUGGAAGGACAGCUCAUGGGACUGCCUGCUGCCAGCAACUUGACAGCUGGAGACGAGCAGAGCGAGAGCGAGAGCGAGAGCGCACAGAGCACACCAGCCGUGGAGCUGAACCACAGCGGCUGUGCCAGGGAGGAGGCAGCACAGCAGUCCUAACACCCAGGGCUGUGGAGUGGACAUGUUUUACUUCUCUUUCUGUUUCGUUUGGUUUUUCUUUAAACUUGCUAAUUUAUUAAUUGUUUAACAUACUGCUGAUUUUUUUAUGAUUUGUUUUAUUAUUAUUAUUAUUUCUAAGAAAUGUUUAACUCUGUUGUUCAUGACUACAACCCCCCCCCUUUUUUUUUUUUUUUUUUUUAUUUAAUUGUUGUAAAAGUUUAAGCUUAUUCACAGGACUUGGGUUGGCUGAAUCUAGGCUCAGUAACAGUGGAAAUGUGUUGGUGCACAAGCAGAUUCUCUCCCAUGCUUAUCCGUGCUGUUUGUCCUAUGUAUUGUAGCCCUAGCAUGCGGAGGCAACACGUUCCAGUCAUUAUUCAAUCCAGUUCAUUUUGAUGAAAUGUAGUAUUGUCUUAAUGCAAAGCCCAGUAGCCUGGUGUCAGGCUAGAGCUGACUAACUCAGUAAGGUUGUUUGUAAAGCUGAUCUUCUCCUUAAGAGCAGAUUUACAAAAGGGUAACAUUUUGAAUUCAUGUGUCUAUUUCUCAAUUUAUUUUAAUCAUUGAGGUGAAGUUCAGCACAAUACUUGAAUCAGUAUUUCUUUUACCAAAACAAUUGAGAGCUGUUACCAAACUGACUUCUACCGCAUGAAGUCAUGAGCAUCUACUACUGCUUUUAAUAUGUGCAUAUUAGGCUGUCUUCAAACUGCUCCCAACUUUUCAUUUGUUAGGUAGGGCUGAGGGGAUAUAAGCUCCAAAAUGACACUCAUGAAAAUAUUGUUUAUAUAUAAAUCUGCGUCUACUUGCACAAAAAGAUUAAAUAAUUUAUGUUGGGAAGAAAUGGGAUAGCCUUUAGUCUUGGGUAUCUUAUUUAAUAUGGGUACAAUUACAAUGUAGUUUAUUUUGUAUCCCAGGCCAGUUUCAGGUCAUUCUUCAAGCUCCUCUGUAUCUGUAGUAAGAGUCUGUCCAGCUACAGAAGCAUGCUUUAUGUAAAAACAAAGCAAAACCAAUUGUGUAAGAAAAAAAAAAUUGAUUCUACAAAUGAAAGGUACUCUUUUAAUUUAUUACAAAAUUUUAAUGUUGUGUUUAUUUUGUUUAUAGUUUUUUUUUUUUAAAUACAGAUAUAUUUAACCAAUAGAAUAGAUAAUCUAUCCAGACUUGUUAACUCGUACGCGGUCCUUUCACUGUUUUGUACAGAGUCGUACAUUUGUGAAGGGGUCUGGUGUGGGGUGAGCUUCAAAAAGAAGAGUCUGGUUGGUAUAUAUUCUGCUGUGUGGAAGUAUUGUUCUCUCCUUGAUAUUAUACAGUAGCUAGCAUAGUCUGAUCUGAACUAUUUCAAUAGGAUAGACAAUAUGUGCUUUAAAUUGGAGUAUUGAAACGAGAGAUGUGUAUCAUAUGGGUACAUUUACUCUCAAUGCUGAGAUAUUCUGUGGUCAUCCAGGCCACUUUAGAAUGAAAAGCAGCAAAUGUAUUGAUAGGAUAAGGGAAAUAUAUGAAGAGAAAUCUCUUCGGUGGCACAUAUUGCCACAGGGGGGCGCCACCAACACAUUAGCUGUGGUGAAUGCAUUUGCUUCUCUGCCAUGCACAUGUUGCUUCCUGUAUCUAAGAAGCAUGUGUUCCCUUCCAGGCUUGUUUUCACAAACAGUCUUUGUCCUGCCCAGAUCCACUGUCAUCCUGCUCUGUAUGUAAUGUAAUGUACGCUAACAUUGCAAGUGUCAACAGAUGAAUCUGCCUUACUGGAAUACUGUAUACUGUAGAAACAAUUCCUAACCCCAGAUCUCAUCUCUUUCGUGUGUACUUUCCUUGUGGUGUAUGUUGGUUGUCUUAGAGGUGUGCUUUCGUGUUCACCAAAAUCACACCCUGUGAGCUCAGAAAGUGGACAAUUCUACUCAUGUUUGUGUAUUUUUGUUUAGAUUGCAUAACUCAAGGCAUUUGCGAAAAAUAUAACCUCUUUAAAAACCAUUUACUGACCUGUUUAUAUAUAUAUAUAUAUAUAUAUAUAUAUAUAUAUAUAUAUAUAUAUAUAUAUAUAUAUAUAUAUAUAUAUAUAUAUAAAAUUUGGAGUAGUGUUCUGAAAAGGGAACGUUACUGUGGCUUACCAAAGAUAUGGAAGAAGAACAGAGUAAAAUGUUUUGUUGAGAUCCUAAGAUAAUAUUUUCUUUUUCUCUCCAUGUCCUCAGUGAGCCACAGUACAAUACUAAAGAUUUGUUGUAAGCAUCCAGUGGUAGUUUUAAAAAGAAACGAGAUUAAUAAAAGUAGACCAACAUGUUGAGUCUGCUGAAAGCAGUAGAAGUUUUGUUGGAAGUGUUAUCCUCUAAUAUUAUAAUCAAGUUUAUUUUUUUGGUGGCACGGAGUAUUCUAAAGUUAUUGGUGAAUGGCUGUAGACGUUUUUUGCAUGCCUUUUAAGCUUAAGAUUCAAGUGUGCUGCUAGGUUCCUUUUCCUCCCUAGCCCGAUGGAGGGCAAAGUAUUCAUUGCCUCAGUGUAAUCAUUGCCUUCCAUCUACUAAGUACUUUAACUAUGUACAUUGGCUCUGCUCCAUUCCCUAAAGAGGAUGCAAGAGACCAGAAAUACACAUGUACCGUAUAUGACUUUAUGAUAAAGACAAGACUGACUUCUAGAAGGGGCUCGUUGUGAUUUCAAUAGGAUGCUGCAUACUGAAUGUCUGUACAAUGAUCCUGCUGUUUUUGUCUGUUGUGGUAUGGGGGUGUAGUGUGUAUAGUUCUUAAGAAUGUUAAUUCUGUAAUCCAAGUUCCUUUUGAAAAAAAGAAAAAAGAAAGUUUGCCUUUAUUGAACUAUUAAAACUGCAUAAACCUUCCCUGACACUGAGAAAGAUACCGUGUACAGUUAAAAAAAAAAAAAAAAGAAAAAGAAAAAGAAAGGUUAUGUAUGUUAAUAAAACUGAAGACGAAUUCCUCAA
This is a messenger RNA of Acipenser ruthenus (sterlet), 8118 nucleotides long. RefSeq names its product golgin subfamily A member 3-like. The transcript is spliced from 24 exons. The record is from RefSeq and is a predicted model, not a curated record. The coding region runs from base 677 to 5206 and encodes 1509 amino acids. Lineage: Eukaryota; Metazoa; Chordata; Actinopteri; Acipenseriformes; Acipenseridae.